Protopterus annectens (West African lungfish) is the source of this 1164-nucleotide messenger RNA. RefSeq names its product vomeronasal type-2 receptor 26-like. Gene Ontology annotation, cellular component: membrane. Gene Ontology annotation, biological process: G protein-coupled receptor signaling pathway. Bases 1 to 1164 code for a protein of 387 amino acids. Gene Ontology annotation, molecular function: G protein-coupled receptor activity. Lineage: Eukaryota; Metazoa; Chordata; Ceratodontiformes; Protopteridae. The transcript is spliced from 4 exons. The record is from RefSeq and is a predicted model, not a curated record.
AUGAUAGGGAAAACUUUAAAGUUGUUCUUAGAAGGAAAGGGUAAAGGCAUUAAGUGCUUUGCAUCACAUGUACCACCUUCUGUAUGCAGUGAACGUUGCCCACUAGGAUACAGGAAAGUCAUCAAAGAGGGACAGCCAGCCUGUUGCUAUGACUGCCUUCAGUGUUCUAAUGGAGCAAUUGCAAAUGAAACAGACUCAAAUAACUGCCUGACCUGCCUAGAAAGCCAUUGGUCCAAUGAUGAACAUGACAAGUGCAUUCCAAAGCUAAUAGAGUUCUUGAGUUAUGAAGAUCCACUGGGUUCCUCACUGACAGCCAUCACAUUAGCCUUUCUCAUUAAGACUAUAUUUGUUCUUCUGAUAUUCAUUAAACAUCGCAAUACACCAGUAGUUAAGGCUAACAACCGUGGACUGAGCUAUCUGCUGCUGUUUGCCCUUAUGCUAUGCUUUCUCUGCUCUUUGAUAUUUAUUGGCCAGCCAACUCGAAUCACAUGCAUUCUUCGACAAACUGUCUUUGGCAUUAUUUUUUCUAUUAGUGUCUCUUCUGUGCUUGCAAAGACCAUAACAGUAGUAAUUGCUUUUAAUGCAACACAUCCAAAUAGCAAGUUAAAACAGUGGGUUGGAUCUGAAAUACCAUCCUGCACAGUGACCUGUUGUUCAUUGAUUCAGAUUGUGAUAUGUACUUGUUGGUUAGAGACUGCUCUUCCUUUUACAGAACUAAAAACAACAUCAGUGAGUAAAAAAAUCAUCAUUCAAUGCAAUGAAGGGCAAACAGCAUUCUUUUACUGUCUGCUGGGGUACUUGGGAUUCUUGGCCAUGGUCUGCUUUGUAGUGGCUUUCCUUGCAAGGAAGCUGCCUGACAGCUUUAACGAGGCAAAGUACAUCACAUUCAGCAUGCUGGUGUUUCUAAGUGUCUGGUUUUCAUUCAUUCCUGCUUAUCUCAGCACACAGGGAAAAUAUAUGGUUGCUGUUGAGAUAUUUGCUAUUUUAUCUUCUACUGCUGGGUUGUUGUGUUGUAUAUUUCUGGGUAAAUGUUACAUUAUUUUGUUAAGGCCUGAACAAAAUACAAAAAAACAUUUAAUGGGUAAACCAUUAAAAGAUUCUGCUGCAAGCAUUUAUAUAAAAGAAGCUGCCAUUGUUUCUCCUGCAGCCAUUACAUUUGAAUAA